UGUUCUCCAAAGACCCCGCCGCCUUUCAGAGGGGAGCCAGCGCGCCAACCUCUCCAGCCAGCUCCCCUGCCGGCCCAGAGAGCCCCCCUUCCUCCCGCGCACCCGGCCAGGAGCCUCCCUCCCCGCGCCACCUCCCAGCGGGGGGGCUCCGCGCCUCGCCACCACCGGCGCCGCGCACAGGACGGUCCGGCUGGCCCGAGGAGGGAUGUGGCGAGGGCCAGAGGCGGCGGAAAGGCGGCAGCCGCCGGCGUAGAGCGGCGAGGAGAGCAGGCAGCCCCCGGCAAGACUGGCCGGGCGAAGAGGGGAACCACAGGCGCCCUGGGCACCGGCUGGGCUCCCCCCCUCGCUGCCCCGGCCCCAGCGCCAUGUGACUGACCCGCUCGGUGCAGCCCAGGGCAGAACGUCGGACUCGGUCCCCGGGGCGCUGACCCUCCCGCCCGGGCUGACCAGCCCCCGUGUCCAGGCAGGGGGUGACCGGCCCCCCUGCGACCGCUGGGGCUGCUCCCCUCCGCCCGGCUCCGAUGCGCUGAGAGCCGCCCGCCCGCAGCCCUGCUCCCAUGGGGAGGGGAGCCCGGGCGGCCGCCGCUGGUGCUGUGAGGGCGGCGCCCUGCUCGGCGGGGGCACCAUGAAGUCCCUGCUCCUCAGCCGCUUCCUCCUGCUGCUGCCCUGGGGGCUCAUCGUCCUCCUCCUGCUGGACACGGACAGCAGCCGGGCGCCGCUCGCGCCCCCCGCCCGGCCCCCGCGGCCGACGGCCCCCCGGCAGCCGGCGCUGCCCCCCAUCUAUGCCAUCACCCCCACCUACAGCCGCCCGGUGCAGAAAGCCGAGCUCACCCGCCUGGCCAACACCUUCCGCCAGGUGGCGCGGCUGCACUGGGUCCUGGUGGAGGACGCGGCCCGGCGCAGCGAGCUGGUGAGCCGCUUCGUGUCGCGGGCCGGCCUGCCCUGCACCCACCUGCACGUCCCCACCCCGCGCAGGUACAAGCGGCCCGGCCUGCCCCGCGCCACCGAGCAGCGCAACGCCGGCCUGGCCUGGCUCCGGCAGCGACACCAGCACCUGCCGCCGCCGCAGCCCGGGGUGCUCUUCUUCGCCGACGACGACAACACCUACAGCCUGGAGCUCUUCGAGGAGAUGCGUACAACCCGCAAAGUAUCUGUGUGGCCUGUGGGGCUAGUGGGAGGUCGACGGUAUGAGCGCCCUGUAGUGGAAAAUGGCAAAGUUGUUGGCUGGUAUACUGGCUGGAGAGCAGACCGUCCAUUUGCCAUUGAUAUGGCCGGAUUUGCUGUGAGCCUUCAAGUGAUUCUGUCAAACCCUAAAGCUGUAUUCAAACGCCGUGGGUCUCAACCAGGAAUGCAAGAAUCUGAUUUUCUGAAACAGAUAACGACCGUGGAGGAGCUGGAACCAAAAGCAAACAAUUGCACAAAGGUUCUUGUAUGGCACACUCGAACAGAAAAGUUGUGUGCUGAGAGUCUGACCUGAAGAGCUUCCUGUCCAUCCUGCCACUGUAUUGGGGGGCUGGCCAAAGCCCAUCACAUUGCUGGAACUAUUGAGAUUCAUGCCAGCCAUUUGCUGAUUCAUCUGUGAAACGCACACACAGUUCUAGUUAGUACUGGUGUUAGAGCACACAAACUUUCUAUCAGCUUGAAACAGUAAAAGGGUUCCUAAACCAAGUCAAUAUAAUGUUAGGGAACAAAAUGGUGGAUUGAUUUGAAUCACUACUUUAAAUCAGCAAGCAGGAAACCUUGAUUUAACUAAUUGAUUUUAAUCAUAUUUUGCAUUUGUACUUUCUAGUCAUUUUCCUAAAGAAAGGCUGAUUCUUAUUAGUUGAUAACUAUUACAACAUGUUAUUUGCAACUAAUAUGGUACUUCUUUUGGCUAACCAGCAAGAAAUAGUGUAUCUAUACAUAUUUAUUUAAACAAUUUUAUAUAGCUUAACUCACCUUUAGAUUCUUCAUUUUUACAUUUUAUGUUAAAAAAUGGUGAAUGAAGUAUUAAUUAGAUGAUAAUUUUUAUUUGUGAUUGAAGGCAAGCCCUAUUUGGAUGGAAAUUCAAAUGUACAAAAAAAGCAUUUUUUUAUUAAAUGAAACGACUGUCAAAAGCUGGUUUAGCACAUCGACAAAGUCUGCUUCCUGGUGUUUGGCCAGUCAAGAGCAUGCCAGGCAAGAAUCGUGUUAAUAUUGUCUUAUCACUAAAACAUUUAUAACUGGAGAGGAAUGAUAAAAUAAUUACAUUGCUGCUUACAUCUAUAACAAACAUAUGAAGUGUACUUUAAGGGGUUAUAUAGAUUUAUUUAAUUACGUUAAUUUGUAAUGUUCUGGUCAGUUUUGCAAUCUGAAAAUGUAUGAAGGUAAACAGCAUGUCUCAGUAUGAAUAAACUAAAAUGUAUCUGAAA
Messenger RNA from Mauremys mutica (yellowpond turtle), 2390 nucleotides. It is a transcript of the gene B3GAT2, whose product is annotated as beta-1,3-glucuronyltransferase 2. The transcript has 5 exons. Lineage: Eukaryota; Metazoa; Chordata; Testudines; Geoemydidae. Gene Ontology annotation, molecular function: galactosylgalactosylxylosylprotein 3-beta-glucuronosyltransferase activity. Gene Ontology annotation, cellular component: Golgi membrane. The record is from RefSeq and is a predicted model, not a curated record. Gene Ontology annotation, biological process: carbohydrate metabolic process; chondroitin sulfate proteoglycan biosynthetic process. The coding region runs from base 626 to 1477 and encodes 283 amino acids.